Messenger RNA from Hydractinia symbiolongicarpus, 1296 nucleotides. RefSeq lists its product as uncharacterized. NCBI's taxonomy places the organism in Eukaryota, Metazoa, Cnidaria, Hydrozoa, Anthoathecata, Hydractiniidae. The coding region runs from base 1 to 1296 and encodes 431 amino acids. The record is from RefSeq and is a predicted model, not a curated record. The transcript is spliced from 4 exons.
AUGGAUGGUAAGAUUUUUCGAAUUUUGUAUUGCCCCUACCCCAAAAAUUCUAUAAGUAGGUUACCAGGUGUAUUUGUCAGAGAGAUUUUAAGUAUUUUUGAAUUCAAUAAGGCUACGGCAUUUCUUACAAAUACGUUCCAGGGGAUAUCUUGGAUUAGCGCAAGUUUAGCUAUACCUAACAUAUUGUUACGUAAAUCAAUCGGAACGUUAAGAAGAAGUUUGCCUUCCAAUAUAAUUUUUGAGUCGCUAAGAUUUCGGUUACGAAAUGUCAUCGCAAAUAAGUCGGAGAAAUGGUCGUCAACUCAUGAAAGAAAACUUAAGAUCUUGUAUACUGCGGAUAACAAACAUGUUGUGAAAAGAUUUUCACCUAAUUUUAUACAUAACUUUUCUUCGUAUGUUUUGAGUCCUUGUGAAAAAGAAGCUUUAUCCUACAACUUAGAUUAUGCAAUACCAUCAAAGCAUCAUACACGAAAAUUAGAAACUGAAUUUGAAAAAUACCAUCCAGCUCACCGAAAUAACAAUCGUAAUAUAUGUGUACUGAAGCAAGAUAAAGAAAGAGGUGUAGUUAUUAUAGACCGAACGAAUUAUAUUGAGAAAUGUGAAAAACUUCUGAUACCUGAAAAGUUUAAAAUGUUACGAUCAGAUGUUACGUCAAAACUGGAAGGUCAAGUUCAGAGAGCACUUAGAAAAAUUAAACCUUGUCUCACAGUAAGCGAAUACAAAAAGUUGUGUCCACAAGGUUCCAGCCCGGCUCAGUUUUAUGGUACCGCCAAGGUUCGCAAAAUACCACCUAAUCCUACAGUAGCUGACGAUUUACCAUUACAACCCAUCAUAUCGAAUAUCGGAUCUGCUACUUAUAACACAUCAAAGUACCUUGCGAAAUUGUUAACACCACUGACACAGUCAACAUAUACUACUGAAAGCUCUUUAGAUUUCAUAUCAUCAUUGAAAGGAGAGAAGAUACCUCAUAACUACAAACUACUAUCUUUUGACGUCACUAGUUUAAUCACCAACCUGUAUAUUCAAGCUGAUGGUGUAGCAAUGGGCUCGCCUCUAGGAACAGUCCUAGCAAAUAUCUUCAUGUUUGAGUUGGAGAAUGAAAUAGUCCCAAAACUAGAAAAUUCAGUAAAAUUUUGGAAGCAUUAUGUAGAUGACACUAUAUGUUUUGUUAAUGAAAAACAGAUAAACAAUGUGCUGGUCACACUUAAUAGUUACCAUUCGAAUAUCCAGUGCACAUAUGAAGUUGAAAACGACAAUUACAUAGCCUUUCAUGAUGUGAAAGUGAAAUUCAUUUAA